This is a messenger RNA of Glarea lozoyensis ATCC 20868, 2529 nucleotides long. RefSeq lists its product as uncharacterized. Gene Ontology annotation, biological process: regulation of transcription by RNA polymerase II. Bases 1 to 2529 code for a protein of 842 amino acids. Lineage: Eukaryota; Fungi; Ascomycota; Leotiomycetes; Helotiales; Helotiaceae. The transcript is spliced from 3 exons. Gene Ontology annotation, molecular function: RNA polymerase II cis-regulatory region sequence-specific DNA binding; DNA-binding transcription factor activity, RNA polymerase II-specific. Gene Ontology annotation, cellular component: transcription regulator complex. The record is from RefSeq and is a predicted model, not a curated record.
AUGGCAAGUCGCGGCUCUUUGGUGCCAUCCAACUACCCAAGUCAGCAUGAACAGCCAAAUAUAAUUCUACAAUCAGCAUCAAGACGACCCUUGACAGCCUCUGCAGGCAAUUCAAAACUCCAGCUUUUCGCUCAGGACAACCUGUACCAUGAUCAUAAAGAGUAUCGACAUGGGUCGGAGAGGACUAUGUACGCAAUUCCGACGGUCGUACCAUCAUUGCCCUCAGCGCGACAAUCUUUAGGUCACACCUGGGAACAGCGACGGCAAAGGCAUAGAACUUCGCGCCAAUCGAGAUACACUCGCAAUCCACUUGCCAACUCGCCACCAUAUCUCGCAUACAGGGCAAGGCAAAACCGAGAGGGUAACCCUGAUGACGCGAAAUGGCCAGAGGUCUUGGAGCUGGCCUUUCUUGAUGCGCUUGUAUACAUACCCUACAUGGGCCGGCAAAAGUACUCGUAUCGUGGCAAGGCCCAUGGUCGCAAUGAAUUAAUUAGAGAAUACAUCUGGCUUUCAUACCUCCGCAGUCUGCCUCCAGGACAGCCGCCGGACCCUGCCAUGAGACGAUGCCGGAAGCAAGUAUCUAGCCAUAUCCAAGUCUUGAAGACCUUCUUCAAAGAUCAUCCUGCUUAUCACACUCUUUUCCCACAGAACAAAGGUCCAAAGAACGGCUUCGAUCAUUCCUUCAAAAAUGAUCCAUGUCUGCGUGCUCUUUCUGAGGGAAGAUUGCCAGAUCAAUCACCCGAGGACUUUGCUACGUGCGUUCAAACGUUGGGUAUGACUGCCACACCUCAAGGCGAGACGGAACCUAACGUUUUCUGGCUUUUCAUCACAUCAAGCUCGAUCCCGACCGAUCCAAGUGGGAGAAGCACUACCGAGGAAGAGUUGUAUCAAUCUGGCCUUGUGGCACACAAGUACACGUCUCUGUCGUCUCAGCGACCCCGUGAUUCUAUCGAAUCCAUAUCGAACUGGAGAGCCCGGUUUCCACGGCUGUUUCAUCUAUAUACCAUAUCAUCUUUAAAUUGCGAAAUAAUCUACAUGGACGUCGCCCUUUCAUUAAUGACUUCACACCCACCGGAAGGCGCCGAACUUGUUAGUCGAACAGAGAUAUCCAUACGUAAUUCAGAACAUGAUCAAGAAACCAACCUAUAUCUUAACAACUCAACUUGGCGGAUUACCACGACUCUAUCCAAACCAGCAGAAUUAUGCCGCGAUCCAGCUGUUGACCCAAUCAUCGACAAUCAGACGAGUAUCAUUCCGGUCUUGAGCAUGAACGCUCAGCAGACUCGAAUAAAAGUUCCAUUUCCAGCCAUGGCAUGGGCGCAUGCCUUCACUUCCUUGACAGACUUAUCUCAAAGGCCGGCCUCCCUAUCCGGCUUGAACGCCUCGUCGCUUCUGGAUGAAAUCUCCAUGUUCCAAGAAGUCCAAUGUUCUCCUGGCCCGAGAAGGCCCUUCCAAAGGCGAGCCAUAAUUCUCUGGACCUUUCGUAAAAGUAGAGAUGGGGAAUCAAGUUGUACGACAUGGCGAUAUGUAGAUCCAGGAAGUCCAAGUCGCCAUGACUGUAUGUCACCAGAUCCUGGACAUAGUGAAAGGCUUAAUGCGGAUAUGAGCGAAAAUUUCAAUACCAGUUUCAUGGCAGGGACUCUAGAAAAUACUGUGAUGGAUCCAUUCAUACAAAGUCACUCGCAACAGCAACAAAUUGGACUAGAAACUCCGCUAGCCACUGCAGGAUUACUGUCCCCAUUUGGCGCCCACCAACAAUCUGUUUACGGCGUGAAUGGUUUAGGAAUUGAAACUCAGUUCAGUAUACCAGGCGACAACCUCAGUUUUGAAAGUGCAGCUACGGUGGACAGUGAGAGUACACUGGUGGAGUCUGAUGUUGCAGGGAAUCUGGAAAGUUUCAUUGUUAACAGUAAUGCCGGAAUUGAACUGGCAGGAUUUGACAGUGGGCAUCAAAGCUGGGGGUUGGAUGGUGGGAGUGACAGCAAUGCCAUUCAGAGUUUUGAUUCUAGUAAUUCUAAUUGGGCUUAUUCUGCUUUGCAAAAUGCUAGCAAUAGUGCAACACCUCAUCUCGGAGGAUGGGAAGAUAUUGGCACUGGCAAUAGUAAGGGAGACGUAUGGAUUGCCGAAGAAGUAUCGAAAAGGCAAGAGUGGACUGAAAGCGGGGUUGAACAGCGUGUCAAGGAGCUGGAAUGGGUUGUUGAACUUCCUGCUCAGGACGAUGAAGAUAGGGUUUGGGAAGUCACGGAAUGCGAAGACGACAUCGCCAAGCCCACAAGCACAAAAGUUGAAGCCAAUGCAGCAGAGUUGGAUGAAGAAGGCUACGAAACUGUAAGCAACUGGGUCGAGGAGCGGCAUGAUCAUCACGAGAGCGUUGACGAGCUUUCGAACCUCAACGACCUUCGGCCGACCGAACACGGCACCUAUAGCCCUUCUCCGCCGCCUGGGACCAAGGAAGGGGAAUGGGAAGCACUCGAUGUCACAGACGGUGAUGGAUUUGAUUACACGCAGUUGACGGAACGCUUGAAAUGA